AUGGGUAUCAUUAACUCCAUUUCUUUAAAUGAGCUUGAAAGUGACCUUCAAUAGACAACAGGCGAUAUAAUAGAUCAGACUAACACGGGAAAAUAAAAUAUUAUGGUUAAGAAAGAUGAUAUUGUUUAAGAAAUCGAUUCUAAACUACUCUCACCUACGAAUAGAUACAAAUCCAAUCCACUCUCAUAGCUUAAAACGAUUAACUAGCCAGAAAGAAAUCAACCAUUAGUUGAUCAAAGCUAAUCUAAAAAUUAAUAAAACGGCAAAUUGAUCUACGAUCUAAAGUACGAUAAGAUUCAUGAUCCCUCAAUCUUUAGCACCUAAAAUAAUAACCACACUUUGAGGAGCUAAUAUGAAAUAAAGAGUGAUAUGUUAAAUAAAAGUAGCUAUAGAACUAUCGACCCAAAUACAUCUGUUAGUCUACCACCAUAUGCGUUGUUUAAUCCUAAGAAUGGAGCAAAUGGACAAUAAUCAUCACCAUUUCUGGCUGUAGGAAAUCAUAAGAUAUUGUUGAAUCUUUCAAAAGAACGUUAUACAAAGAGGUAUUAUGACAAAGAUUCAAGACUCCCAUAUAUGGAUAGUAACAUUGAUCUUUCGUUCCCUGAAAUUAAAUCAUAAGUUAAAUUAGAUUAACAAAUAGAUUCUAAGACCUUGCAAGAAGGUUUAAUUUCAACUAGAAAAGCGGGGUAGUUUAUAGCAGAGAAGAAUUAACUCAAAAUUCAAAAUACUCUUAGAAAUAAUGAGGAAUUUUAAAAUAGCUAUAUGAAUUCAAGCUAAGUCCCGCAUGAUAUCAAAAGGUUUACACUAGUCAGCAAGGACAAUAACGUGCGUCCAGAAGAGAUUGCCUUGAUUAAAAACAGUGCCAACAUAAAAUCUUCACGAAAUAGAUCAAUUAAUAUGGCUGCAUUAAUGAGCAAUGAUAAUAUGAAUUACAGAAGUGCAAAGAGAAAAGUCAAUGGAAUCUAUAAUAAUCCAUUUAGUGAUUAAAUUAAUAUGAACUUCAUCAAGAAUAAUGAGUAUGAACCGUUUUAAGAUACAUCCCAGUUGAUGAAUGAUUCCUAGAUGGAUUACAGUGAUAACAGAAAGACCGAUAAGCUUGAAGAAGCUAAGAAAAACUUUUUAAAAAGAAAAAAUGAAUACUACCAAAAGAAAAAUCUUAACAAUACCACAACUAGAGUUGAAAAACAGCAGUCAGAAUAAAAAGACAAAAUUGUAUCAUUAUUGAACUAAGUACAUGGAAAGAUACUUAAUCAUGAGAAAAAGUUCAAAGCCACAGUGAACAUUAGGGGUCAGGAGAAGCAAACUGAUAGCAAGAUAGUCAUUUGA
This is a messenger RNA of Stylonychia lemnae, 1326 nucleotides long. The record is from the annotation of a GenBank genome assembly. Lineage: Eukaryota; Ciliophora; Spirotrichea; Sporadotrichida; Oxytrichidae.